AGCGACUAUGCAGUUCUACAUCAAACUGUAUAAAAACUCCCAUUAUGCAUUUGCCUGUGGUGUUGCGGGGCUAAAUCUUUAUUAUUGCUAGAGAAUAUGCACAUAGCUGCCCGUGCACGCGUAAGGAAACGAGGACAGCCCGCCGCCGCCGCUGCAAGAAACAGACAGGGGGACUCUGCCGUGCUUUCAUCAUUAUAAUCACCAUCCUAAGUACUAGCUCUUAACAUUUUGUUUUUCGGUGUUCAGGCGAGAAGUGACAAGAAUUUAGACCCCUCCUCUGCAGGGCGGAGCGUGCAUUUUCAUUUCGUAUUUUGUAUGUUUUUUUUUUUCUAAUUUUUUCUAGCCCUGUACCCUGCUCUGACACGUCUGCACUGAGUGAGUGGCAUUGGCACGCUGUCAAUCGCUCACCACCGCUGCCAUCAAACAACAUAAAACACACACAGGCAGAGGCUGGCGCUCAUAAAUUUCAGCAGGGCAAGAUAUUUUUUUGCGCAUCGCCUUUAUACAGUAUCCUAAUUAAUUUCGUCUCGCUGUUGCUUUCUUUUUUUUUCCCCUUUUCUAAACAGCAUCUCUUCCAACUUUUUGUACAUUUCAUAUUUUUAUAGCAACAUUUGGACACCUUAAACUACAGAUUGUGUAUUUUUUUAAACUGUCACUUGCCGCAGGAAACAUUUUCUUCACAUUUACUGUUGGCAACACCUUUCAACCCUGAGACUGGUUUCUUUUUUUUUUUUUUUUUUUUUUUUAUUUGUUUGUUUACACCUUUCCACAUUUGGAUAUUUUUGUUGUUGUUGUGCCGGUGCUUCGAGAGGAGGAUUUGGACAUUUUUUAUUCCGGGAGGAAACUGCGCCGGGAAUCUCAACGAAGAGCGCUAAUAAAUGAGAGAUCACCGAGGAGCGUCUCUGUCUACACCGCCGGUCAAAUCCCGGAGAAAAGACUGAUUGGUGCCAGGAUUGCUUAUAUGAUGGACCGUCAAUUUUGACAAAGAAGUUUUCAUGCGUUUUUUCUACGAGCGUAUGGCCACGCGUUUUGGCACUUUGGACCGCGCGUAAAAGAGCGAGAGGACAGCGAGAACUUGGACGCAAAAGAUUCACGUUAGAAGAUCAGCCAGAACAGUCGUUAUUCUAAAAGAAAGACAAAAAGAAUAAUAGUCGCGUGUGUGCUUCAUUUCGCUGAAAAAUCCCUCAGUCGUGCAUCCCUCCUGUCUGCGGUACUUGCUCUAGCCGAUACCGUAUAUGAGUUUUUCAAUUUGUGUGGCUCAGUGCACAGACUCUUUAGCGGCUACGAUGGACGAUCAAGCCCGGAUCAUGCAGUCGAUCGGCGGCGUCAGUCUGGCUGGCCACUCGGUGCAAGGAGGCAUGGCACUGCCGCCUCCACAUGGACACGAUGGGACGGACGGAGACGGGAGAAAGCAAGACAUUGGUGACAUUCUGCAUCAAAUAAUGACCAUAACUGAUCAAAGUCUGGACGAGGCGCAAGCAAAAAACAGGAAACAUGGACUGAACUGUCACAGAAUGAAACCAGCACUCUUCAGCGUUCUCUGUGAAAUCAAAGAAAAGACAGGUCUCAGCAUCCGUGGUGCCCAGGAGGAGGACCCCCCAGACCCCCAGCUCAUGCGCUUAGACAACAUGCUGCUGGCAGAGGGGGUGGCAGGACCAGAGAAAGGCGGUGGGUCAGCUGCUGCGGCAGCUGCCGCUGCGGCCUCGGGCGGAGCGGCUGACAAUUCCAUUGAACAUUCCGACUACAGAGCCAAGCUCACCCAGAUCAGACAGAUCUACCACACGGAGCUAGAGAAGUACGAACAGGUAAGAAAGGCAUGUAAUGAGUUUACUACCCAUGUGAUGAACCUGCUGAGGGAGCAGUCUCGCACGCGACCCAUCUCGCCCAAAGAGAUUGAGCGCAUGGUGGGAAUAAUCCACCGUAAAUUCAGCUCCAUCCAAAUGCAACUGAAGCAGAGCACCUGUGAAGCUGUCAUGAUCCUGCGCUCCAGAUUCCUUGAUGCCAGGCGGAAAAGGAGAAACUUCAGCAAGCAGGCAACGGAAAUUUUGAACGAAUAUUUCUACUCCCACCUCAGUAACCCAUAUCCAAGUGAGGAGGCCAAAGAGGAGCUGGCCAAGAAAUGCAGCAUCACCGUUUCCCAGGGGGUGGGAAGCACCAUCACAGUAUCACAGGUAUCCAACUGGUUUGGCAACAAAAGGAUCCGGUACAAGAAAAACAUUGGCAAGUUUCAGGAAGAAGCCAACCUGUAUGCCGCCAAGACCGCUGUAAAUGCAGCCCAUGCUGCAGCUGCUGCAGUGCAGAACAGCCAGGCCAACUCUCCUACCACUCCUAACUCCGGAUUCCAGAUGAAAGAUGAGGAGUUUCAGCUGGAUUCUGCAGAGAGCAAAAACACUCUUUUAAGCAACAUGUUUACUGGUUCUUCGGGUUCUUUUAGCCUCCCAAACUCUGGGGACAUGUUCUUGAGCAUGCAGAGUCUGAAUGGGGAUUCUUACCAAGGGGCACAAGUCGGAGCCAAUGUACAGUCACAGGUGGAUACCCUGCGCCAUGUUAUCAGUCAGACGGCAGGAUACAAUGAUGCUCUGGGGGGUAACACCAUGUAUAGUCCACAUGGCUUAAAUGCUAAUGGAGGAUGGCAAGAUGCAACAACUCCGUCUUCUGUAAUAUCUCCAACAGAAGGACCUGGGAGUGUGCACUCCGAUACCUCAAAUUGAUCCACUAUAAAUGCAUCUUCGCCCCCAAGCUAGGCAUGGACUUUUUAACUUGCUGACCAACUUACCGAGGAUAAUAAAAGAUAUACAGCUUUCCCAAUGGAUUGGUUUUCAUGUACCUUGAAUUUUCCCAGGACCGUGCGGAACACAUGCAAAUGGCUCAGUGUUUUCUUUCUGUCACUAUCAAUCAAAUGUAAUCACCAUUGCUUUUAUUUGUUCAUUGUAGGGGUAAACACACAGACGUAUACAAAUACCCUCACAUGUAACUCAGUAAACUUUCAGGAUAAUUAUCUCUGCUCCGCUCAAAAUACUGGAUGACAUUUUAUGACAUUUUAAAUGCCCAUUUGUUUGAUUCUUGACUUGAUUACUACUCUCCAUUUUGAUAAUUGGGUUCUCUUUCAGCUCUUACAAUUAAAGCAGCUGUUUCUUUGACUCUAAUGUGCUUGCAUUCUUGUCUGGCAACCCAACAAUGCUGCUGUUGACGGUUCAAUGGCAGCUUUGUAGCUACUUUCAAGAUUUAUUUUUUGCCUUACAGCCGUAUACAUUAGUACAAAGAAAUGCCUACUCAUACCGCGGACCAUAAAGAGGUGUAAAUGAUUGCUUUACUAUAACAUGACACCAUUCCAUAUUUUAUAAUUUGAUGUUUUGUUGUACAUAUGUAAACAUUUUUUUUUCUUUUGUACUGCUUAUGAACCCAACAAGUCCCUCCACAGUAGAUCAUGCUGUCGCGGCACACACGAGCCACCCCGGCUUCACAGGAAAAGUUGUACAUAAUAUAGCUUAAGAGUAAUUAUACAUCCCGCCAAUCGAUACAAUGCUUUAUUACCUCAUUAAUAGAAACCAGUCAUUUCCAACAUUUCCGUAACUUAGAGUUCUCACUUACUACCUCUAAACAACAUGACCACCAUAGAUUUUCUUUGGCCCUUUUUAUUUAAAGUUUUUAUGUAGUUUUCUUUUUUCUUUUUUUUUAUGACAUCUUGGAACUCUGUAAAUUCUUCAUGCUCUAUGUAAUCUAAUGUAUAUUUUAAUCUUUUAAUAAAACAGAGUUGCUGUACCGCAACUUAAAAUGACAAAACUGAAAAAAAUAAAAAUGAAGACGAUAUUAAAACAUUAGUAAAUCGACAGGGAGGGGGAUGAAGAUGUUGUUGGUCUGUGGCUUUUACGAAUGGGGUGCGAUGAUCAUUGUUGAUAAAUGAACACCAAACAGUUAAACUGUUGUAAAUAGAAGAAAAAAAAGAAACAUUUUGAAUGUUGCUCAUCUUGUUACUAAAUCAUUUUAAAAAAGAAAAAAAAAACACUAUAAAAACUGUAAUGCAUAGAGGUUUCAGUAUUCAGAACUGUAAAUUUCCAGCCCUGUUCAACAGGGCUCAAGACUUCUUUUCUCUUUUUUCUAAUGUAUGUGAUUCUGAAACUGAAAAGUCAUGACAAAUGAUUUGUGGCAGUGAUUCUAAUGUAUUAAAGAUGUUUAGUGUUACUUUCUAACCAGACUACACCCUGGACAGAAAAGUGUUCCUUGUGGUAGUUGUGUAAUUUCAAACAUGAAUAAACCUUUUGCUUUC
Cololabis saira (Pacific saury) is the source of this 4267-nucleotide messenger RNA. It is a transcript of the gene pbx3b, whose product is annotated as pre-B-cell leukemia homeobox 3b. Gene Ontology annotation, molecular function: DNA-binding transcription factor activity, RNA polymerase II-specific; RNA polymerase II cis-regulatory region sequence-specific DNA binding. The record is from RefSeq and is a predicted model, not a curated record. NCBI's taxonomy places the organism in Eukaryota, Metazoa, Chordata, Actinopteri, Beloniformes, Belonidae. Gene Ontology annotation, biological process: embryonic organ development; eye development; animal organ morphogenesis. Bases 1236 to 2711 code for a protein of 491 amino acids. The transcript is spliced from 11 exons. Gene Ontology annotation, cellular component: nucleus.